Molecule: messenger RNA, 1419 nt
Organism: Rhincodon typus (whale shark)
Lineage: Eukaryota; Metazoa; Chordata; Chondrichthyes; Orectolobiformes; Rhincodontidae
Exons: 9
Coding region: 54-1337 (427 amino acids)
Biological process (GO): mitotic cell cycle checkpoint signaling; establishment of localization in cell; mitotic sister chromatid segregation
Cellular component (GO): cytosol; nuclear body; kinetochore
Source: RefSeq, a predicted model, not a curated record
GUGCCCAGCGACAGCCAAUAGUAGAAGGUGUUGGUGUGGUGUUACAGUUUGAAAUGGCCGAGCGGGUUGCCGGUGAGACGUUGGCGGCGAAAGCCAGAGAUCUCCUUAAGGAAGCAGAGGCUGUAAGGAGAAUCCAUGAAGAUAAUGAAUCUUUAUCAGAGGAAGGUGCUGCAGUUGUUCAGCAUGCGAUUGGUUUCCGGAGGAACCAGAAGAUGAUGUUUCGACAACUGAAAACCUGUGCUUUGUUCCUAGACAUGGUGAAAAAUAAUGGUGCCAAGGAAAUUAAAGAAAGUGUCCAGCAGCAGGACAUCCAGAAGAAACUGAAUGAAACGAGGCAAAAGUGGAAGAGCUUGAAAGCAGAAUGUCGAGUGCAGGAUGAAGAGCUACAAAACAUCUCGACCAUCUUGUGGAAAUUCCAGGCACUGGAGACAAAGCAGCAAGCUCUAAGAGAAGCUGUUCAGUUGUAUGAAGUAAAGAAACUGCAGUUGGAAGAGGCUCUUCAGCAGAAGAAAUUGCAACUUCAGGAGGAACGAAAACUUACUUUGGCAGAAGAGAAGAAUAAAAUUGAACGGGCAAUCGAGGAGUGUUCUUUGUGCAUAAGCAGGUCUCACAUUUUGAUACAACAGGCAGAACAAGCAAUUCGACUCUUGACUAAGGAAGGCACUCAUAGCGAUGGUGUGCGCCCCUAUGAUUUUCACACAUUGUCACAGUUCUACGAGACUGUCAGGAACCAGUCUGGUAUGAAAGUCCUUUCAGUCACUGAAAACCAAAUAAUGCUGCAGUUUGAUCCUCAAGCGUUGAUUCCAAAGACGCAACUCACUCCUCUUGUACUGACGGUAACCUGGACCACUGACAGAAGAGUUAAGCUCGAGUCUAACUGUGCCUUCCUGGACCUGUCUGAAAUGGACACUGUCGACCUACCAAACCUUACAGCUGAAAUCUGGAAACGUUACAUGAGCCAAGCCGAACUUUGGGGUGAAAUCCAACACCUGCAGAACAGGUAUGCCAUCGAUUGGCUGGAGGAUGAACGAAAGCUUAAGUUCUUGCAGUUGAUUGCUGGCAGUUCCUCAAAUGUUGUUUGCACAUUGUACGUCGAGCAUGGUUACCCAGGCAACGGCGAAGUCAAGCUCCGCUCCAUUCAAGAAAAUAAUAAACCUAUUGAUACAGUAAUUAAGGUGAGGAUGUACAAGCUAAUUCAACUUCUGGUAAACAUUAAUGGUCUGUUUGCGAGCCAAUAUUCUCACUCCCUUGCACUGGAGCUAAUCCUUGAGAAAUUGAACAUCUCCCUCUUGCCAAAAGCACUGCUCUUUCUUGCAGUGGAACCUGAUUGGCCUUGAGGAAUGUUUGUUUUGCCUCUCUGGGAGGUGAGAGUUACAUGGUUAGAGGAGUGGAGUUGGCGAAAGUAAGUGUUUCAUGAGG